GGGCUUAGGCGGUCAGCCCCCCCAGUGGGAGGCAAGCGGGGAGCCCCAAACGGAGGCCACACCCAAGGAGGCAGCCCACAGUCUGUUAGCAACUUCGCGGGGAGUGGGGUCCGGGAUGCGAGUGGGCCGCAGCCCCGCAGCCUCGGUGCCGGGGAAAGAUGGCCUAUCACCUCGAAGCUCCGCCAGACCCACGCUGCGCCCCCGAGAGGCCGCCUUUGCUUCUGGGGCACCGCGCAGCCUCCCGGCCUUCGCACCGGGAACCGUUUCCGGGGCGAAUGCUUUUCGUAGCUGACCCGGCGCGGCCCGUGACGCGAGGGCCCAGACGGAAGUGCGGGCGGAGGAGCCGGAGCCCGAGCCGGAGCCCGACCGAGAGCAGGUCUCGGGGGCUCCGGCUGUGGGGACUGCUGGGCCUGGCAGCGAUGGCGACCCUGUGGGCCGGCCUCCUUCGUCUCGGCUCCAUGCUCAGCCUGUCCUGCCUGGCGCUCUCGGUACUGCUGCUAGUGCAGCUCUCGGACGCCGCCAAGAAUUCUGAGGAUGUCCGAUGUAAAUGUAUCUGUCCUCCCUAUAAAGAUAAUUCUGGGCGUAUUUAUAAUAAGAACAUAUCCCAAAAAGACUGCGAUUGCCUUCAUGUUGUGGACCCCAUGCCUGUGCGGGGGCCUGAUGUAGAAGCAUACUGUCUACGCUGUGAAUGCAAAUAUGAGGAGAGAAGUUCUGUUACGAUCAAGGUUACCAUUAUAAUUUAUCUCUCCAUUUUGGGCCUUCUGCUUCUGUACAUGGUAUAUCUUACUCUGGUUGAGCCCAUACUGAAGAGACGCCUGUUUGGACACUCACAAUUGAUACAGAGUGAUGAUGAUGUUGGGGAUCACCAGCCUUUUGCAAACGCCCACGAUGUGCUGGCCCGCUCCCGCAGUCGAGCCAAUGUGCUGAAUAAGUCUGCCAGCCUCAUCAAAGCCCUGACUUACCUAUUUGAAUUUUGCACUGACUAUAUUAUCUGGACAUCUGGUUGGCCUGUGGCUGCACUUCAUGGUAAAUUGGAUCUGAAAUGCCUGGUGGCUCUUCACAAGAUGCAGAUUUUCUUCAUGUACUGUGAUGUCUGAUGCAAUGCAUCCUAGAACAAACUGGCCGUUUGCUAGUUUACUCUAAUGAAUAAACAUAGUCUUCGUGUGUGGUCUUUCUCGUCUUCUUCUUCUUUAAGGAUGAAUCCUAAGGACUUGGACACUUGCAAUAAAGAAAUUUUCUUUUAAACCCAAGCCUCCUUGGAUUGAUGACAUACAUAUAUUUGUCAGCAUCCCCAGUCAGGUUGAGAGGCAGCUGUUUGAGCUGUAGUGUGUACAGCUUUGAACUAGCACUGGAGUUCCAGUUGCCUCCCUCUGAAAGGUAUAGCAGUUAUUGGAUAACUGGCUUUUUUCUUCCUAUGUCCUCUUUGAAAUGUAACAAUAAAAAUAAUUUUGAAACACCUA
Eubalaena glacialis (North Atlantic right whale) is the source of this 1460-nucleotide messenger RNA. RefSeq names its product TMEM9 domain family member B (gene TMEM9B). The record is from RefSeq and is a predicted model, not a curated record. NCBI's taxonomy places the organism in Eukaryota, Metazoa, Chordata, Mammalia, Artiodactyla, Balaenidae. The transcript is spliced from 7 exons. Gene Ontology annotation, biological process: positive regulation of canonical NF-kappaB signal transduction. Bases 159 to 1097 code for a protein of 312 amino acids. Gene Ontology annotation, cellular component: lysosomal membrane.